AUGAGGGAUGAAUGGAAAGGUGUCUUGAACGCACCUUCAAACACUUACAACAGCAAGGCCGUCUCGCCAACAUCUCGGGGAUUGACGCGCGCCGGAAGGCAAAUCGAGGCGGCGGGAGGAGAUCGCAUCGCGGGAAUGACCAUGGCCACGAGAGCGAUGAAGCUAAAGUCGCCCAAAGCAAGUAUGUGGGACUUGCAGACCCGGGAGGUCAGCGCAAGGCGACAGGUUGGUGAUGUUGCGGAUAGUAUCAAUAGGCCGCCGAGUACUGGUGACAGCGGCGAGAAGCCGUGGUGGAAGAAUGUUGGCAUGGAGGAGGGAAUGUGA
Fulvia fulva is the source of this 324-nucleotide messenger RNA. RefSeq lists its product as uncharacterized. The transcript has a single exon. Lineage: Eukaryota; Fungi; Ascomycota; Dothideomycetes; Mycosphaerellales; Mycosphaerellaceae. Bases 1 to 324 code for a protein of 107 amino acids. The record is from RefSeq and is a predicted model, not a curated record.